Molecule: messenger RNA, 1320 nt
Organism: Plenodomus lingam JN3
Lineage: Eukaryota; Fungi; Ascomycota; Dothideomycetes; Pleosporales; Leptosphaeriaceae
Gene: GPI14
Product: GPI mannosyltransferase 1
Biological process (GO): GPI anchor biosynthetic process
Cellular component (GO): membrane; glycosylphosphatidylinositol-mannosyltransferase I complex
Molecular function (GO): GPI mannosyltransferase activity; alpha-1,4-mannosyltransferase activity
Source: RefSeq, a predicted model, not a curated record
AUGGCCCUAUCCACCUUCUUCCGCAGUCCCCCUCUAGUCUUCACAAGUUCCAUCAUCCUGCGCGCAAUUUUCCUCUUUUACGGCCUCUGGCAAGAUGCCAAUUCCCCCAUGAAAUACACAGACAUUGACUACUACGUCUUCACCGACGCCGCGCGCUUCAUCUCACGUGGCCAGUCCCCCUACGCACGGGAUACCUACCGCUACACACCCCUCUUAGCCUGGCUCAUCUACCCGACCGUCUGGCCAGGGAAACUCUGGUUCUCGUUCGGCAAGGUAUUGUUUGCGGUUGGGGAUGUGGGGGCCGGCUGGAUGAUGUAUCGGAUUUUAAAGAGGGAUAGGGGCAUGGGGACCGAGAGGGCGUUGAAGUUUGCGAGUAUUUGGCUGCUGAACCCCAUGGUGGCCACAAUUAGUACGAGGGGGAGUAGUGAGGGGUUGCUGGGCGUGUUUGUAACGGCGUUGCUUUGGGCGGUGUUGGCGAGAAGGGUGGUGGUCGCGGGAAUGUUGUUGGGGUUUGCGGUGCAUUUCAAGAUUUAUCCGUUCAUCUAUGCGGCGAGUAUUAUGUGGUGGUUGGACGAAACAAAGAUUGGAAAGAACAAGAAAAAGAAGAACCAGUCCGAAGCAAAAGACCAAACCAACACAUCACCCAUCUCCCAGCUCAUCCGCUUCCUCAACCCUCAGAGAAUCACCCUCGCAAUAUCCAGCCUCACCACCUUCAUCGCCCUCAACAUCGCCAUGUACGCCGCAUAUGGCUACCCCUUUCUAGACCACAGCUACUUCUACCACCUCAUCCGCAUCGACCACCGCCACAACUUCUCACCUUACAACACCCUCCUCUACCUCAACUCCUCACCCAAACCCGCCUCCUCACCCACCUCCUCCACCCUCGAACUCGAACGCCUAGCCUUCCUCCCCCAACUCCUCUUAAGCGCAAUCUUCAUCCCCCUCGCCCUCUCCAAAAAAGACCUCCCAAGCACCAUGCUCGCCCAGACUUUUGCCUUUGUCGCUUUUAAUAAAGUCUGUACUAGUCAGUAUUUCCUAUGGUACAUGAUGUUCCUCCCUUACUACCUCCCCACCUCCACCCUCCUCCGCUCCCCCCGCAUCGGCCUCACUGCUCUCACGCUCUGGAUCCUGGGCCAGGUUGCAUGGCUGCAACAAGGCUUCCAGCUCGAAUUCAACGGCCGUUCUACAUUUGUACCCGGUUUGUUUCUCUCGGGUCUGUUUUUCUUCCUGGUGAAUGUGGGGAUUCUAGGGGUUAUUAUUGCGGAUACGAAAGGUAUGGCGGGGAGGGGAGGGGCCGCGGUGGGGAAGAAGAGGGUGUAG